CCAGCACCCGUCCUGGGACAGGAGUUGCAGGUUGGCAACCACUGGAGAUGUCUGCUGAGUGCCCUGAUCCUGGGCCAGGAGGGCCACAGAGUCAGUCCUUGAGGCCAGGCAGGCACUAUGGGACCUUGGUCUCAGGUCAGUGUCCCCCUCCCAGCACACCUGCCCCAUGGAGCCUGCCUCGCUGGAGAGCAUAUGUGGCUGCUGCAGUUCUCUGCUACAUCAACCUCCUGAACUACAUGAACUGGUUCAUCAUCGCAGGAGUGCUUUUGGAUGUACAGAAGUUUUUUUGGAUCAGUGACAGCAAUGCUGGUUUGCUUCAGACAGUCUUCAUUGGCUGCUUGCUGCUUUCUGCACCCUUGUUUGGCUACCUGGGUGACCGCCACAGCCGCAAAGCCACACUGAGCUUUGGGAUCCUGCUCUGGUCAGGGGCUGGCCUCUCCAGUUCCUUCAUCUCCCCUAAGUACCCCUGGCUCUUCUUCCUGUCCCGAGGAGUUGUGGGCACAGGCACAGCCAGCUACUCCACCAUCGCACCCACUGUCCUGGGUGACCUCUUCGUGAGGGAGCAGCGGACCCGUGUGCUGGCCAUUUUCUACAUCUUCAUCCCUGUUGGGAGUGGUCUGGGCUACGUGCUGGGGUCAGCUGUGGCGGAGCUAACAGGGAACUGGCGCUGGGCCCUCCGAAUCAUGCCCUGUCUGGAGGCUGUUGCCUUGAUCCUGCUUAUCCUGCUGGUUCCAGACCCUCCCCGAGGAGCAACUGAGAAGCAAGGGGAGGAGGCCACAGGGACCCUGAGGAGCAGCUGGUGUGAGGACAUCAGAUACCUGGGAAGAAACUGGAGUUUUAUGUGGUCCACCCUUGGAGUAACAUCCAUGGCUUUUGUGACUGGAGCCCUGGGCUUCUGGGCCCCCAAGUUUCUGUUUGAGGCUCGUGUGGUCCACGGGUUGCAGCUUCCUGAUUUCCAGGAACCAGGAAGCAGCCAGGACAGCCUGAUCUUUGGAAUACUGACUGUUGUGACUGGUAUCAUCGGUGUCAUCCUGGGGGCAGAGGCUGCAAGGAGGUACAAGAAAGUCAAUCCAAGGGCUGAACCCCUCAUCUGUGCCUCCAGCCUUCUUGCCGCAGCCCCUUGCCUCUACCUGGCUCUCAUACUGGCUCCAACCACCCUCCUGGCCUCCUAUGUAAGUGAGGGCCCUUCAGAGGUGUUCCUGGCCCUUGGGGAGCUGCUUCUGUCCUGCAACUGGGCCGUGGUAGCUGACAUCCUGCUGUCUGUGGUGGUGCCCAGGUGCCGGGGGACAGCAGAGGCGCUUCAGAUCACAGUGGGCCAUGUCCUAGGAGACGCAGGCAGCCCCUAUCUCACUGGACUUAUCUCUAGUGCCCUGCGGGCCAGGCGCCUGGACUCCUACCUGCAGCGCUUCCUCAGCCUGCAGCAGAGUUUCCUGUGCUGUGCCUUUGUCAUCACCCUGGGUGGCGGCUGCUUCCUGCUAACUGCACUGUACCUGGAGAAAGACCAGGCCCAGGUCCAGGCCCAGGCCCAGCAGCCUGACACAGGAACCCUGGACAGCAAGGACAUGGAGAGCCAAGGCCUGCUUUCCGGUAUCAGUGCCUCCACAGAGGACCCCUGAGGCUCCUGCCCUGCAGCAAGGAGACCCCCCCCAACUCUGCCCAUACUCCUCCCAUUGGCCCCACAGUGGCAGUGCCUCUGCCCACCUUUGGCUGUGACUCAGGGACUCUGACUGAGUUGCACCUGCUGCUUGUUCACUCCCAGUUAGAAAGCUGGCAGGGCCAGUGGCUGGGCUGGGAAUUGAGCUGUCAACACCCUCUGAGGGAGGCCUGUGUCUGUGCCUGUAACCAGCACAAGGUCCUUCCAGUCUAGGGUCCUUAGCCUGGUUGCUGAUGGACUCCUAUUAAAGUGUGAUCAGUACAAAGCCCAUGGUUAUCAGGUCUUUAGACAAUCCUGUUAUUUAUAGCCUCAUGGUGCGUGCCUCUGAAGAAAGGAGGAGGGAGAGGAGAAGAGGUGGGCAGUCAAGUUGAAGGAUACAGGGUGGUCCCUAAAGUGAGAACCACUUGGAGGGGUGCCCUAGCCUGAACAGAAACAGAGACAACUGUCCCAGAGCCACUUAAAGGGGCUUGCAUGACUGUGCACUAGUAUUCUUGGCUGUGCCAUGUUCCCUGCACCACCCCCAGCCCACGCUCUGACCCCAGCACCACCUAGAGGGGAGGGCCAGCUCUGUGGGACCCACACUUGACAUUGGGUUCAGAGCAUCUGGGCUCAGUGGGCUCUGCAGGAGACCAACAGCUUCCAGGCAGGCAGCAGUAGGGAGGCAUGUUCUUUCUGCCCAGGAACCUGAGCUGCUGUCCCCUCCUCUGGAGCCCAGCCAGGCAAUCACUUGCUCACUUGCUGAUUGCCACCUCCACUGUGUCUGCCUCCAAGCAGCUGUAGGCAGAACAGUGGCCUGACCCCUGUACAGCUCCUGACCUUUGCCUGCUCCUUCCCUGCCUCCUGGGGUACCCUCCCUGCCCUUCACUGGCUGUGACAGGUCCUAGGAGUUGGACUCUCCAGCUCAGUCUGCUCCCAACUCCCAGGUUCAGUCCUUCCUUCACAGUGGGCAUCACCAGACUGACCAGCCACUGACUCCAUGGCUUCACCUGGGUGCUCAGCAAACAGGCUUCCCUGAAAUUCCAAGGAAAUGCACUUGUGAGGAUAGCUGGUUUCUCCUGAGAAGGAGGCAGCCAGUCUGGGCUGGAGCUGGGACACCGUGGGCCAUCUCAGCAUUCACUGGCUGUGUGACUGAGGCUGCCUCCUGUCUCUCUUGGAGCUACAGAUUUCUCAGUGCAAAAGGUGAAUUGAACAUGGUUUUUCUAGUCCAGGCCUCAUGUGAUUUUCAGGCUGGGUCUAGAUCCACAGAAGCCUGGCUCCUAGUCUGAACCUUCCCCCAGCUCCAGCUUCAUUCAGUUCCUACCUCCUGCCUCCUUGGGGCCAGUCACAGUGGGCUGAGGUCUCAGGUAUGGGUCUGUGAGAGGCUGGGAGAGCCUGACCACUCAGGCUAGAGUAAAGGAGUCUGGUAAACAGGAAACAUCUUCCAGGCCUAAAGGGCACUUGUUGGGUAAUCCUAGUUGCUGAUACUCCGAACUUGUUUGCUGGGAAUGUCAACAGGAGGGAAAAUGCUACUCAGCAGGACAAGUCCUCAAGUCUGACCUUGCUUACUUCACAUGUUAAUGACUGCCAGGUGAGAUCCUGGCUGCCCCUGUGCCUGUGUGCCUGCUCAUCUCUAUAUUGGUCUGUAAGCACGUGAAGGGAUGUUUAUAAAGUACUGAUAAAAACUCUCCUUCCACUCUGACCUAAGGCUUGGGGUUGAGCACGUGGGUCUAGAUUAUUGCACCCUAACCCUGGCUUGUUCCUCUGCAACACCAGCCCUCAGCCUGUCUGGCUCAAUCUCUGAAGUGUGUGAUGUUCCCCCAUGCCUGGGUGGAUUCACAAGGUUAUUGAGCUAUAGAAGAGUAGGCAGGAGCCAGUCACAGUGGCACAUGCCUGUAAUCCCAGUGGUUAAGGAGGCUGAGGCAGGAGGAUUGCGAAUUCAAAACCAGCCUCAGCAACUU
Messenger RNA from Sciurus carolinensis (gray squirrel), 3591 nucleotides. RefSeq names its product SPNS lysolipid transporter 3, sphingosine-1-phosphate (putative) (gene Spns3). Gene Ontology annotation, molecular function: transmembrane transporter activity. NCBI's taxonomy places the organism in Eukaryota, Metazoa, Chordata, Mammalia, Rodentia, Sciuridae. The record is from RefSeq and is a predicted model, not a curated record. The coding region runs from base 48 to 1616 and encodes 522 amino acids. Gene Ontology annotation, cellular component: membrane. The transcript has 12 exons. Gene Ontology annotation, biological process: transmembrane transport.